UCUUUCUUAUUUGAGUCUUCUAGCGGUAAAAGUUACGGAGUAAAGGACUACUCAUACGAAGAAAAGAUAAAAAGGUCACGCUUUAUUCUCUCCACGAGACCAAGGAAACACCAAGCCGUUGGACUUUCCGACUGCCGUCGACGAACACAUUUGACCGGAAGAGGUCAUCCAACAGCAUCUGGGACGAUGAGACAUGGACCACCCCCUGGAAUUGGUGCACAAGUUGAUGAAAUAAAUUAUCUUGUAAUGGAAAAUAAGAGAUUGGCGGCAUCAAUAGCUGCUAUGAGGCGAGAUCGUGCCAUGGCUGAUGAGGAAAUACGUAGACUUAAGGCUCAUAUUAGAAGUGUCGAGACGGAAAGCGAUAUUCAAAUUCGGGUUUUGCUUGAUAAGAUUUCAAGAAUGGAGUUAGGCCUUAAAGCUGGGGACAGUGUAAAGAAGGACUUGCAACAAGCACACAAGGACGCACAAAGCUUAGUGGCAGCUAGACAUGAGCUAAAAUUGAAGGUUCAACAAGCCACUGAGGAGCUUGACAAGUGGCCUACUGACAUUAAGAGGAUUCCUGAGUUGCUUUCUAAACUGGACAGUAUGAAGAUGGAACACCAGCGUCUACGUUCUGCCUUCGAGUAUGAAAAAGGCAUGAACCUUGAUCUAUUGGAACAUAUGCAAGAAAAGGAGAAAAGUCUACUCAGCAUGGACAGGGAGGUUGAAUUCCUACGAGCAGAAAUACUGGCUGUACAGAACAGAGUCCAAGCUCCUAAUGGUGAUGCACACCUAAGUCGAGACGUUCAAUACCCUUGUAUGUACCAGAGCAAAGAUCCGUAUAUUGAUCCAUAUAGAAGAACAGCAAUGGAAGGAAACAGUCCCUUAUAGCAAAUCUGACUCCUACAUUUGGCGCCAUCUUCAAUCCUCCUGAACUGAAGAUUGAAGCAUUGAGAGUAAUGGAACUGAAGAUCUUCACCUGAAUUGCAUUGAUUGAGCCAGUUUUAGUGUUUGCUGGAUUCUUCAACUUCGGUGUGAAGAUCCAAGGAAGUUGAGUUCUAACCCAAGAACUACAGAGUAUAGACAAAUGUCAGGUGUACUUCUUAGCAACCCUCGUUCUUGAAACUGUAGGUUUUUAAUUAAUGAGCUUGUGUUAUUGGGGAAAUUGUGCAACCAGUUUGUAGGUGUGACAAUGUAUAUAUAUAUCUUUGACUAAAUUCCCCCCAAACUCUCAUUUUCCUCGCCGCUUCCCUCGCACAAUCCUGCAUCGAAAUUAAGAUAAUAGGUAAAACCAACCAAAUUAAACAACUAGUGUUUCUUCUUCUUCUUGGUUGUUUCAUUUUCUUUAUAUAAUAGGAGACCUCCAUUAAUGGUAACAAGCGUUUGCUGCAUUCUCAA
Spinacia oleracea (spinach) is the source of this 1377-nucleotide messenger RNA. RefSeq names its product protein FLX-like 2. Lineage: Eukaryota; Viridiplantae; Streptophyta; Magnoliopsida; Caryophyllales; Amaranthaceae. The transcript has 4 exons. The record is from RefSeq and is a predicted model, not a curated record. Bases 187 to 870 code for a protein of 227 amino acids.